Messenger RNA from Thunnus maccoyii (southern bluefin tuna), 3584 nucleotides. Its product is annotated as piggyBac transposable element-derived protein 3. Lineage: Eukaryota; Metazoa; Chordata; Actinopteri; Scombriformes; Scombridae. The record is from RefSeq and is a predicted model, not a curated record. The transcript is spliced from 2 exons. The coding region runs from base 1570 to 3393 and encodes 607 amino acids.
AAAAUAUGUAAUGGCUGUUUGAGAAAAUGAGUGGGUAGAUUAAAGAUUUAGAAGUAGGGCUGCUCUGUUAAAUGUGAUGACUCAAGUCAUCUUGGAGUCCCCAGUCAAACUGUCAAAUCUAAAUUUUUAUCUGUCAGUGAAAUUGCCAAAUGGUCACUUUUAUUAAAUUCACACAGCACAGAAUAAAUGAUUAGGCCUUAAUGUUUCACAGGUCUAGUUUUUAAAAUGACUAAUUCACUUAGUGCAUCUUGAAGAUGUGUGCCAAACAAUUUCCAAAGUAGCUUUUUGGACCGGACUUUUCCUACUUUCCAGGCACUCAUUCAUGUUCAUACUUUAGGAAAACUGGCUUGGAGAGACUUGAAACUUGCUUUUUUAAAUGUAAUUCUGUCACAGUGAUCAGUGUGUCCUCUUAUAUUUGUCAAAUAUGCAUUGUUAACCCUGUGAGGCAACAGCUGCAAAAUUACAUACAUCACUUUUAGCUAUCCCAAAAAAACACCGUAAAUGUUUUUUUAAAGACCACAUUUACAUAGUCAAUGGGUCCUAUUGUUCAUCCUUGCAAUGCUAUUGGAUAGUAAAUGUGUUUAUAUGUCCGGCCAUCUGGCCAUGAACUCACACAGCCUGAAAACUUUCCUUGAAGCACAUCUUUUUGUUUUACUUGACUGGAUUUGUCAAGAUUCAAGUAAGUAAAACGCUUUACACAUUUUUUUGUGAUGAUUUCAAUGUCUAGAACAUGUAGAUAUUCAGUUAUUGUGGAAUACAUCAAUCAAAAUUGAUUUUGAGCUUGUUAUGUCUGUGUUGCAAUUCUACAUAUCUGGGUGAGGUUGGUGGUCAAAAUAAUGUGCACAUUACAUGGGGACAUUGCACUUUUCACAUGUUCACAUAUGGAAAAAAAUACUACAGAAAUAUAAUAUCUUUUAUAACUAAGUUCUAAAUCUCUUUUCUCUGUUAAAAUUUUGAGUUUAGACCAGAAUUUAAUAAAUGAAUACGUUAUUUCUGGUUGCAGUAUUUGAAACUGUAUCUAUAUCUUUUUUCUGGGCUUUUUGUUUGACCAAAAAGCAUCUUGUUGCAUUAGGCAGAAACAGGUUCUGAAUGUUUUGGGGGGUGAGAAUAGUUCUGAAUGUGGGGAUGCACUAAGUGUUCUGGGGGAUGCAAGUAUUUCUUUUAGUAUGAUAAGUAGAGAGGUUCUGAAUGUUUUGGGGGACACUCGUUGCAUUGUUCGUGGACAGGUGAGAAUGGUCCUAAAUGUGGGGAUAUAAGUUUCUGGGGGGAUGCAUGUAUUCCUUUUAGUAUGAUAAGUAGAGAGCAUUAUAAGCUCACCAGACAGUAUUGUGGGAAUUUAGUGGAAUGUGCAAAUAGGAUCAGGACUAAUUUGCAUUGAAAUUAUUUAGCCUGGAAAAUACUUAGCUCUCUACCCUGAACACUUGGUCUACCACCCUAUCUAUUCCUUCAGCUUCUCUACUACAAUAAAAUACUCAUGUAUUAAUACUCUAUGUACUACACUAUAAAAUACUCUGUGUAUUAUUUAUACUGUACAUAUAUAUUUAUUUUCUGUACUUUUUCCAUUUCAGGAUGCAAGCAGCAAAGAGAGAUCUGCUAUACAGUGUGCAGGAUGUGAUUGUUGCUGUCAAAAAUGGAGAGAGUGAUUUUGAGAUGGACUCAGACGACACUGAUGUGAGUGAUGAAGAGGCAGAUGAAGAUGUCCCUGGAGUGGACAAAGAAAACCAGCAACCCACUGACUGCCAAGCUGGUGAUUUUGUGGGCAUCAAGCCCCAACAAAACAAACCAGACCAGACCAUGGCCUAUGACAGGUAUCGUUGGCUGAAAAAGGAUUUUAUCAGUCCCAAUACUGAUUUUUCUGGUCCGGCUAUCACAGAUGAUGCCGUUUCCCUCCACACACCACUGGAGUACUUCCAGAAGUUUGUAUCAGAAGACAUGAUUCAGGCUCUGACGAAAAACACAAAUGAGUACAGCUUUCAAAAGAGUGGAACAUCUAUAAACACCAAUACAAAGGAAAUUGAAAAAAUGAUUGGCAUGUACCUGAAGAUGGGCCUCAUGCAAAUGUCUGGAGUCUGUAUGUAUUGGGAGACAGACACGCGGUACCCCCCUGUUUCUGAUGUGAUGCCACGCAACAGAUUCCAAUCUCUGUUGACAUCAUUACAUUUUGUAAACGACUUGAAAGUGUCGGAGACGGAAAAGAAAGACAAACUCUGGAAACUCAGACCAUGGCUUGAUUCGUUUAGAGAGAAAUGCCUGCAGGUGGUGCCAGAAGAGCACAACUCUGUGGAUGAGAUGAUGAUUCCUUUUAAGGGGAAAUUCAGCAACAUUAAGCAAUAUAUGCGAGGCAAACCACAGCCAUGGGGGUUCAAACUGUGGGUAAGAACUGGAAGCUCUGGCAUGCUCUGUGACUUUGAUGUGCACCAAGAGAGUGUCGAUGGAAUACAAGCAAAAUCUGAACUUGGAUUGCCAGGUGAUGUUGUGAUGAAGCUUGCCUCCACGCUUCCAGAAGGUCAGAACUACAAGGUCUAUGCAGACAACUACUUCACCAGUGUCCCAUUGGUAGUUAAGCUCCUUGAUCGUGGAAUUCAUUAUAUGGGAACAGCCAGGCAGGUACGCCUACCCAACUGUAACCUUGAAGACGAGAACAGCUUGAAGAAAAGGGGGAUAGGAAGCUUUGAUGUCAGGGUGGAGGGGAACCACAACAUCUGUGCUGUCAAAUGGUAUGACAAUGGGGCAGUCACAUUUGUGUCAUCCUUUGCUGGACCAGAGCCUGUGCAGAAGAUUCAACGCUGGGAUAAUGCUGCCAAAACCUACAUUAAAGUUGAGAGGCCUUUCAUCGUGGGUACCUACAACAAAUACAUGGGAGGUGUGGAUCUGUUGGACUCAUUUGCAGCCAAAUACAAGUUCCCCAUGAAAUCCCACCGCUGGUACAUCUACAUCUUCUGGCACACCAUUAUCCUCGCUGUGAUCAACGCCUGGCUCCUCUACAAGCGGGACUGCAAAGCUCUCAAGGUUUCUAGGAAAGAAAUACUGAACAGGAGACAGUUUCAGGCUCAACUAGCAUCCUCUCUCAUCCUGGUGAACACAACUCUCACUGAACCAUCUUUAGAUCAUGGAAGCCCGGUAACACAGACAUCAAGGAGCCCUUUGAAAGCUCAGAAGAGACCAUUGUCAGGUGAUAGGAGUCCACUAAACGGGGUCCCAGCCAAGAGGUCAGCUGUACACCCUCCACUGGAUGUACGAAAGGACCAAAUCGCACAUUUCCCAGUGAAGACGAAGAGAGGACGCUGCCGACACUGCAGUAAAGGCUACACCAACACGCUAUGCAGCAAGUGUAAUGUUCGUCUUUGCUUUUCAGAGGAAAAGAACUGUCUUUGGGACUAUCACUGUAAAUGACCAUGGCUGAUGGGCCUGAGACGAAAUUCAGAGACCAUCCUCAGGUGAUGGGAGUCCAUCAAACAGGGUCCCGGCCGAGAGGUCAUCUGUACACUCCCCACUGGAUGUAUACACAGACCUUACUGUUUUCAGUUUUGUAAAUACAAUUUUAUCCUGUUUUUUUGUAUCAAUAAAUGACCAUGCAUACAAAA